This is a messenger RNA of Diospyros lotus (date-plum), 1261 nucleotides long. RefSeq lists its product as uncharacterized. Bases 130 to 1077 code for a protein of 315 amino acids. NCBI's taxonomy places the organism in Eukaryota, Viridiplantae, Streptophyta, Magnoliopsida, Ericales, Ebenaceae. Gene Ontology annotation, biological process: protein transport. The record is from RefSeq and is a predicted model, not a curated record. The transcript is spliced from 6 exons.
CUCCACCAGACGAUAUAAACACGUAUUAGUUUUCCUAGUCGAUCAGCGAAACACGAACAGUCAACAAUCGCACGGCGAGAUUUCCGACGUUGUCAAUUUCUAUAGCCUGGUGCUUCAGAUCAAGCUUCGAUGUCGAUUUUGAAUCAGCUCUUCAACAGAGGCCUUCUUGGCGCAAAAUGUAAAACAUGCUUGAAUUUGGCGAUUUCGCGCAUUAAAUUGCUGCAAAACAAGAGAGACGGACAGCUUAAACUCAUGCGCAAGGAGAUCGCUCAAUUUCUCCAGGCUGGCCAAGAGGCCAUAGCUCAAAUUCGGGUGGAACAUGUUAUACGAGAACAAAACAUAUGGGCUGCUUAUGAAAUCUUGGAGAUGUUCUGUGAAUUCGUUCUUGCACGUGUCCCUAUUCUCGAAAGCCAGAGAGAGUGCCCUCCAGAACUGCGUGAGGCCGUUGCAAGCAUAAUCUAUGUGGCUCCCAGAUGUUCAGAUAUUCCUGAUUUACUGCAUGUGAGGAACUUAUUUGCUGCAAAAUAUGGGAAGGAGUUCAUAUCAGCUGCAUCUGAGCUUCGGCCUGAUACCAGUGUCAACCGUACAAUAAUUGAGAAACUUUCAGUCAGUGCUCCCUCUGCUGAAGUAAAGCUCAAGGCAUUGAAGGGUAUCGCUCAAGAGUACCAUGUGGAUUGGGAUUCCUCUAAAACUGAAGCAGAAUUUAGUAAAAAGCCAGAGGAUCUGCUGAAUGGACCCGAGCAAGUAUGUCUUGGAACCAGAGUGUCUACCACUCCAGCCAAACAGGUCCCUCAUCAACAUUCUCCUUCUAAUGAAGCACAUGCUGUGUCCGCACAGAAGAAAGACGGCAACAUCACAGCCAUGUGUAGUCAGGACGUGGCAAAGUCAUCAACUAAGAAUGACAAUGCAACACCCGUUAGCGAAUUGAAAAAGGAGAUGAGACCACAAUCAUCUGACAUACUGGAGAGAGCUCAUGCUGCUAUUGCUGCUGCGGAGCGUGCAACAGCUGCUGCCCGUGCAGCGGCCCAGUUGACUAACAUUAACCUUAGCGGCAGAAACUGGAAUAACGGAAUCUAGUACUCCAGAUUGUCUUUAAAAGGGUCUCAUGAUUUUCCAGCAAACAGCAUCUGGUCCCCGGAGGAACCUUGAAAAUAGAAAAGAAAAUGUACACUGAUAUAUAUUAAUGCACUUGAGACCUCUUUGAUAGAGGAAAUGUAUAUUCCCAGUGUGAAUGAGUAAAUCUUGUUUGGUUUGUUGUUUA